AUGUAUCAAUAUGGGAACCGUCUGCAGAUGAUCACAAUGUCCUACAUUACAUACUCUGGAUUCAAUUCAGCCUGUCAACCUGAAUUUGCAAUUUCCCAACAGUGUGCGAUGCAGCAAUAUGUUGACUUUGUGGGACCUGCCGACAUAAGAGCCCUGGGCUCCCUCAAGGCCCUCUACCUCUCCAACAACCAGUUCUCCGGCGUCAUCCCUGAGGGGGCUUUCCUGGGGACCAGGUCUCUGAAGAAGGUUUACAUCUCCAACAACGAGUUCACCGGGAAGAUCCCUUCGUCCCUCACUCAGCUCUCCAAGCUCAUGUUCCUCAGGCUUGACGCCAAUCAGUUUGAAGGAGAGAUACCGGAGCUCAAGCAGCCCGCUCUCCAGCUCCUCAACGUCUCCUAUAACAAGCUCGAAGGCAGAAUUCCAGAAUCCAUCAACAGCAUUGAUGAUCAAGCUCUGGCCAGAACGCCACUCCCAGCGGGAGAGAUCACACAGGAGGAGAAGUUGACAUUCCUACAGGACGGUGGGGAGAGGUUCGAGUUGCAGGAUCUGUUGAGGGCUUCAGCAGAAGUGCUGGGCAGCGGCAACUUUGGGUCUUCGUACAAGGCAGUGCUGAUCGAAGGGCCUUCGGUGGCCGUGAAGAGAUUCAAGGAGAUGAAUAGGGUUGGGAGAGAGGACUUCCAAGAGCACAUGAGAAGGCUUGGCAGGCUGUCUCACCCUAAUGUCCUGCCUCUCGUCGCCUAUUACUACAGGAAGGAAGAGAAGCUCAUCAUCACCAACUACAUUCUCAACGGCAGCCUGGCUCACAUGCUUCACGGCAAUCGCGGAUCAAACCUUCCUCCUCUGGGGUGGCCGACGAGGCUGAAGAUAAUAAAGGGGGUAGCAAGAGGGCUAGCCUACUUAUACGAAGAGCUCCCCAUGCUUAUUCUGCCACAUGGACACCUCAAGUCAUCCAAUGUGCUCAUCGACGACAACUACGAGGCCCUCCUAACCGACUACGCCCUUGUGCCCUUGGUCAACAACUCGCACGCCUCCCAGGUCAUGGUCGCUUAUAAGGCGCCCGAGGUGACAGAAACAGGCAAACCAUCGAAAAAGAGCGACGUGUGGAGCCUUGGGAUAUUGAUACUGGAGGUACUGACAGGUCAGUUUCCGGCUAUUUACCUGCAGAAAGGGAAGGGAGGCGGUGAUUUGGCGGGGUGGGUGAAUUCGGUUGUUAAGGAGGAGGCGUUCGAUAGCGAGAUGAAGAGUGCUGAGAACGGGGAGAAAGGGCAGAUGUCUAAGCUGUUGCACAUUGGAUUGCGAUGCUGCGAGCCGAACGCCGACAACAGGUGGGACAUCAAGGAAGCAUUGGACAGGAUUGAGGAGCUCAAGGGGACGGGAGCCGAGGAAGAGGAGGAAGAUUCUUCGCUUCUGAGCGAGGUGGCGUUGGGUUCUUCAAGUUAAUUAAAAAAAGAAACACCGCUCUUGUUGCAAACAAAAACAAAUGAUGAGAGAAUGAUCAUUUUAUCUCAACUUUAAAAAUUUGAAAAAAAAAACAAAUUAAUUAAGAAAAGAAAAGAAGAAGGGAAGAGGUCAUUGUGAUGCUUGAUUCAGAUUUUGGCAUUCAUCAGUCUCGACGGUGUGGCUGUUUGUCAGUGUCUGAGCUUUCUUUGGUUCUUGUAACUACAUAUUUGGAGCCGCAUGUGAAGUGGUGGUGGAAUUUGUAAGAGAUUUCUUCCCCCCCUCCAAACAUGUCAAUUUUUGCA
Messenger RNA from Asparagus officinalis (garden asparagus), 1742 nucleotides. Its product is annotated as pollen receptor-like kinase 4. The coding region runs from base 1 to 1440 and encodes 479 amino acids. Gene Ontology annotation, biological process: protein phosphorylation. The record is from RefSeq and is a predicted model, not a curated record. Lineage: Eukaryota; Viridiplantae; Streptophyta; Magnoliopsida; Asparagales; Asparagaceae. Gene Ontology annotation, molecular function: ATP binding; protein kinase activity; protein binding. The transcript is spliced from 4 exons.